This is a messenger RNA of Phodopus roborovskii (desert hamster), 510 nucleotides long. RefSeq names its product olfactory receptor 7E24-like. Gene Ontology annotation, cellular component: membrane. Gene Ontology annotation, biological process: G protein-coupled receptor signaling pathway. The transcript has 2 exons. NCBI's taxonomy places the organism in Eukaryota, Metazoa, Chordata, Mammalia, Rodentia, Cricetidae. The record is from RefSeq and is a predicted model, not a curated record. Gene Ontology annotation, molecular function: olfactory receptor activity; G protein-coupled receptor activity. The coding region runs from base 1 to 510 and encodes 169 amino acids.
AUGUACAUCUUGGCCCUGUUUGGAUACCUGCUCAUCAUCCUGACAGUAAGCUCUGACUCCCAUCUCCACACACCCAUGUACUUCUUCCUCUUCUACCUGUCCAUGGUUGAUAUUGGUUUCAUCUCCACCACGGUUCCCAGCCUGAUUGUGGACAUACAAACUCACUGCCCAGUCAUUUCCUAUGUGGGCUGCCUGACACAGAUGUCACUGUUUAUAAUUUUUGCAUGUAUGGAUGCCAUGCUUCUGGCAGUGAUGGCAUUUGAUCAGUUUGUGGCCAUCUGCCACCCUCUAUAUUUUCAGGUUAUUGUUAAUCCCAGUGGCUGUGGUGUCUUACCUCUUGCGUCUUAUUUGUCCAUUGUUUGCUUGUUUUAUGGAACAGCACUAGGAGUGUACCUCAGUUCCUCUCUGUCACAUUCUCCAAGAAGUAAUGCACUUGCCUCAGUGAUGUACACUGUGGCCACACCUGUGUUGAAUCCCUUCAUCUACAGACUGAAGGAACAAGGACAUUAA